AUGAUAAUAGUACAGGCUAUUAUGAUCCAAGUAGCCAAGGCAAUGAAUGCUCUUCUGCUACAGAGGGUAGUGUCUCUAGGAAAGAUGGAGGACAUCAUGGAGUGUUUUGCUGCGAUGGGGUUCCUUAACUGUGGUGGGGAGAUAGAUGGAACGCACAUCUCUAUCUUGGCACCUGACCACUUUGCCAAAGAGUCUGGAGAGCCCGUCACUUUCUGUGAGGACAGUUUUGUGAAGCAUCGUUCCAGUACUACCAAACAGUUCCUGGAAACUGCAGUGAAUCUUCAACUUUUUAAACAGUUUAUUGAUGGUCGACUAUCAAAGCUAAAUGCAGGAAGAGGGUUCUCUGAUAUUUUUGAAGAAGAGAUCACUUCUGGAGGCUUCUGUGGAGGAAAUUCAAGAUCUUAUCAACAGUGGGUGCAUACAGUAAAGAAAGGAGGUGCACUAAUUAACACAGCAAUGACCAAAGCCAGCCCUGCUGUGAAGACAGCGUACAAAUUUGCAAAAAAUCAUGCAAAGCAGGGAAUAAAAGAAGUGAGGUGUAAGUUAAAAAACAAGGAGAGUAAUGAAGAAUAUGGAACUUGUAGCUCUAGUGCAGUACAGCAUGUGCCAGUGUACACAUUACACAGGCAGAAAAGAGGAAACUCAGAAAAACGAAGACUUGCCCAGACACGUUUCAAUCAACACCUCUCCAAUGUCAGUAAUCAUGAUUUGGUCCUGGAUGAUGACGAUGAUGAUGAAAUGGACAGAAGAAGCAAGUUAUCAUCUGAAGACAGUGAGGAAGCUUCUGCUUACAUUUAUGAUAGUGAUGAUUCUGAUGAACCAGGAGUAACGUCUUAUCACACUGGAGAAAUGGACUUGCUAGGAGAGAUUUUGGACUCGCUGAGCACACACAGCUCAGAUCAAGGAAAGCUCUCAGGAGCAAAAAGCCUGGAUUUCUUUAGAUCAAUGGAUGAUAUUGAUUACAAGGCUAUGAACAAGUCCAGUGCACCUAGUGAGAGCAACCUUGCUCUGCUCUGUAGUGGCACUAAUGAUCAAAUGGAGUGGAAUCUUGGUCAGGAUGAUAGUGUUCUCCAUGGGAAACAGCUCCCUCCAUCGCCAAGGAAGCAAGUUGCUUUUAGUGACCAUAUGGAAUCUGUCUCUGUGCUGGAGGAGGAAAACAAGGACAAAGCUCUUAGUGCAGAGCAUGAGGAUUGCCUUCAAGAUUUUCUGACGUCAGCUUCUCCAGCACACUUAAGUGCACAAGCUGCCCCUCUAGAAUUUUCCCAAGUAGAUGACUCUUUCUAUAGGAAGGUAAAAGCAAAUGAAACACUAAGCAAUACCUCAGAGGAUCAGCUCCCAGUGAACCUUUGUCAACAUCCAUCCAUUCUAGUUCCUUGGCAAAAAGAAGGAGAUGAAGGAAAUGAAAGCCAAGAAGAAGGGCUUUUUCAUGAAGUUGUGGCAUUAUGUAAAGUGACCUCAGCUUUCCACCACAGUUUAAACAUUUCAGAGGAUAAUUGCUCCAGUAGUAGCAGUGGAAAUCAAGCAUAAGGGAACCUUAAGAGGAGAAACUACUUCCAUGAGAGGUGAAUGAGAGACUACUCAGGAGUCCACAUAAUACACGAUUACCAAAAAUAUCACAGAGGAAUUUAAAAUAAUUUAAAUACUUUUACAUUUAAAAUAAUCUGUUUUGUUUAGUACAUGGAUUUCUGCUCCUACCCUCCACCCCCAUUUAGACAGCUCUUAUAUGUUUCUCAGUUCAUUUGUUGGCUGUGUUUAAAUCACCAGAUGGAACUAUAUAUACUAAUGCACUCUUAAAUCAGGUACUAGUUUGUCUGUAUGUGGAAUAUACAGUUGGUGCAUGGUGCUUACUUGUGUUCCUUUAUGCAGCAAGGAAGCAUAUCACCUUUGCACAUAUCCAGAUAUUGAAGGUACUGUAUUAUUCCUGUUGAGCAUGAAAUGAACAAAACAGUUUAGAUUUGUCCGAAGCUUACAAAUAUUGAUGUUUGAAAUGAGUUAAUUGCCUUAAUCGCCUGGGAAAAGGUUUGAAUAUCUAAGAAGAUGAGUUUGGAAACAUUCAAAAGAGCAAUAAUGAUUUUCUGCUUGAGUAAAGGGGAAAAGGAACUCUUUCUAAAUUAAGGGAUCUCUUGUGAAUAAUAGGGAAUUUUGAUAUAAACAGAAACUAUGGCCAUGUCUCUCAGACCUUAAAAAAGGUGGUGCAUGCUUUUCUCUUAUGAAGUGCUGAAUUAUAAUGUGAAGUUACUUAACUUCUGUUUACAUCUCAGGCACCUGAUGUAGGUGUUUUCAUCUAGGAAUGGAAAGUAUAUGUGAAAUUGAUCGAUUUUAUUGCUAUUUUUUAAAUUUCUACAGUUUAAUAAUUCUUUACCGAAAUUUAUGCCAUUGCUUGAACAUUACAUUUGAUUUUUACAAGCCACUUUUAAAAGAAACAUUAAAUUUUUGCUUUGCUAUUGAGGAGUUUAGUUUAGUGAAGCUGUCUAGUAUUUUAAAGACCAGUGAAUGAAGAUUACUUAUAAAACUAGACAUAAAAAAUAAUUGGUUCUGCAAUUAAGUAUGCAGAUACCACACUCUCAUGUUAGCCAUGGAUGUAUACCAGAGUGUUUUUUGUGAUUACAAGGAAGGGAAUUAAAUGGAUGCUGAAUGUACUGACUGUAUUCAGGCAUAAACAUUUCUUUUCAAGCAUGUAGCAUUCCUGGAAGAUAUGUCUGUAUUUAAAUGUCAAGAACUAGAUUUUUCUCUCUGAGUGGAACACAUAUAUUCAGUCUCCUCGUCCUGUCCCCUUUGUCCACUACCCUCUGUGGCUCAGAAUGAGUACAUUCCAGAGGGAACCACGCUAGGCCAAAAAUGGCAAUUUUGAAUGUAGGCUAUUGGCAAGUGUUACACAAGGCAGAGUGACAGA
Molecule: messenger RNA, 2893 nt
Organism: Pelodiscus sinensis (Chinese soft-shelled turtle)
Lineage: Eukaryota; Metazoa; Chordata; Testudines; Trionychidae
Source: RefSeq, a predicted model, not a curated record